GCGGGCCGCCCCUCGACAGAAGGGGCGGGGCGGCGCCUGCGCAGGGCAGCGCGGGGCGGCAAGAUGGCGGACAAAGAGAAAAAGAAGAAAGAAAGUAUCUUGGACCUGUCAAAGUACAUUGACAAGACCAUCCGAGUGAAGUUCCAGGGUGGCCGUGAAGCCAGCGGGAUUCUGAAAGGGUUUGAUCCCCUGCUCAACCUGGUGCUGGAUGGAACCAUUGAGUACAUGCGAGACCCUGAUGACCAGUACAAGCUGACGGAGGACACGCGGCAGCUGGGGCUUGUGGUGUGCCGUGGCACCUCAGUGGUGCUCAUCUGCCCGCAGGAUGGCAUGGAGGCUAUCCCCAACCCCUUCGUGCAGCAGCAGGAUGCCUAGGUGGAGAGCCACCUGCCCAAGGACCUCCCUUCCUGCGGGAACGUGUUCGGUGUUUUGGUUUCUGGUUUUGUAUUUUGUUUUUUAAUAAAAUGGCGUCCUCUG
This is a messenger RNA of Mesocricetus auratus (golden hamster), 477 nucleotides long. RefSeq names its product LSM7 homolog, U6 small nuclear RNA and mRNA degradation associated (gene Lsm7). Gene Ontology annotation, molecular function: RNA binding. The record is from RefSeq and is a predicted model, not a curated record. NCBI's taxonomy places the organism in Eukaryota, Metazoa, Chordata, Mammalia, Rodentia, Cricetidae. Gene Ontology annotation, biological process: mRNA splicing, via spliceosome; nuclear-transcribed mRNA catabolic process. Gene Ontology annotation, cellular component: spliceosomal tri-snRNP complex; U12-type spliceosomal complex; U2-type prespliceosome. The transcript is spliced from 4 exons. The coding region runs from base 64 to 375 and encodes 103 amino acids.